AUGGCUGGAAGAGCUAGCCAGUCCCACAAAGACAGUUUCCAUGUGGGACAUUACACCGCCUGCUCCGACUCUGUUGCCGAUGCGAAGGAUGCCUUUGCCAGGAAUGUGGCCAGGAUGACCCAGCAGCUACUGCGGUAUCGCGAGCACGACUGGCGGCCGGUUCAGUACAGAGAUGCCUUGGCAGCAACAGCACCUGCUCGUCUCGAAGAGCCAGAAGCGGAGGAGCCCAAACCACGAUCUCGCAUGCUUGUGAGGAGGCCUGGCAGCUUGAGUGCUGAAGAGCGGAAGGUUGGGGCAAGUGCGCCAGACCCUCCCGUGAUGAGUGGUGCCGAACUGCUGCAAGAGCUGCUGAAGGAGUGCACACUGGGCAAACAGCAACUGUGUGGUGCGGGCAGCCCAGCUCCAAGCCGCAGCAGCUCUUCCUCCCGGCUGCCCGAACAAGCGUCUUCCGAGAGACACGCGGAGUCCAAGAAGGAGCUGGAGCUCCAGACCGAGCUGAACGAGAGCCGCCGGGCCUUGGAGAAGAUGGCGCACAUGCUGCACGACCGCGAGGAGCAGCUCCGGCUCGCGGAAAAACGCCUCCCCCCGGCUGUCCCAGCGGCAGCGGCUGGCUCCCCACCUCCGAAGCUGAGCCCUCGGAUGGCGGCCAAGGAGAGCAUCGAGCAGAUCGAGCAGUGCGUCCGAGAGCGCGCGAAGUGCGAGGUCCUGCGGGCCGAGCUGGCGGAGCGGGACGUGGAAAUCCAGCGCCUCCGGGCCUCCGAGCGGGCGACGGAACAGCGAGCCGCCGAAGAGCUGCGCUGUGCUCGCCUGGAGCUUGCAGAGACGCGGCGCCAGCAGGAGAUCCUGGGUCUGGAGAUCCAUGAGGCAGAGCUGCUUCGCCAGCGGCCCCGGCCACUGAUGGAGCUCCUCGGGCUCCCUCCGAAAGCCACGCCCGAGGCCAAGCGCGAGCGCCUUGGAGAGGCCGUGGCCACUUUGAAGCUACUGGUGGAGGAGCUGACAGCUGCAGACGCUCCAGAAAGGGAGGCAUGUUUCGAGGCCUUUUCAGGGAUGCCUCCCAUCCCAGAGGAGGACUCUCAGGGUUCUAUGAGCCCAUGCAGUCCAGACAAAGGCACAAUGCUGCCUUAG
Symbiodinium sp. CCMP2592 is the source of this 1125-nucleotide messenger RNA. NCBI's taxonomy places the organism in Eukaryota, Dinophyceae, Suessiales, Symbiodiniaceae. The record is from the annotation of a GenBank genome assembly.